AUGACGGCAGAGCAGGGAAACUGUGGACGCUUUGGCUCGCUGACCUGCUGGAGUUACGAAGAUCUUUUUCUGCUUUACCAGCGCGUGAUUCAAAUCUGGGACGUCGAUAUACUAGAUUCCGAACAAGUCACUUCUCUUGGAAAUAUAAUGGCCGGUGCGAACUUUACAACUCUUGAGCUGGAUGUAAUACCGGACAUUUCCAUUGAUGAAGCGGUCAUUGUCAAAAUACCAGCAGAGAAAUGGCAGAUGGUGAGUGAUGAACAGCUCAGAGCUUUAACACAGGAACAGGCAUAUGUUUUAAAAACAAAUGUUCUGGAGCAUUUCGACAAUAAAAGAAAAGCAAUUAUUCUAGAAAUGGCAGGAGAAGGAGUUCCAGAGGAAAUUCCUGAAGAUGAUAUCGCCGCUCUGCCAAUAGGCCCGAACACUAAUAACUCCCAUAUGCCUGGCAACGAAGAACAAAGCGACGGAGAUGCAAAGCCACCUGCUUCUGGCAACGAAGAUCAUUUCAGGAGCGACGGGGAUGACGAAGGCCUUGAUGAGGGCGAUGGGGAUGCAAACUCACCUGUUGGUGAUGGCAAAGGUCUUGAUGAGGGCGAUAGGAAUGUAGGACCACCUGUUGGUGACGACGAAGGUCUUGACGACGGGGAUGCAAAACCACCUAAUAGUGAUGACGAAGGUCUUGAUGAAGUCGGCGGGAAUGCAAAACCACCCGUUCGUGAUGAUAAAAGUCUUGAUGAGGGCGACGGGAAUGCAAAACCACCUGUUAGUGAUGAUGAAAGUCUUGAUGAGGGCGACGAGAAUGCAAAACCACCCGUUCGUGAUGACAAAGGCCUUGAUAAGGGCAACGGGAAUAUACGACCACCUGUUCCUGGUGAAGGAGAUGUAAAAGCACCUGUUCCUGGCAAAGGAGAUGCAAAGCCACUUGGUCCUGGUGAAGGAGAUGCAAAACCACCUGGUCCUGGUGAAGGAGAUGCAAAGCCACCUGUUCCUGGUGAAGGAGAUGCAAAGUCACCUGGUCUUGGGGAAGGAGAUGCAAAGCCACCUGGUCCUGGUGAAGGAGAUGCAAAGCCACUUGGUCCUGGUGAAGGAGAUGCAAAGCCACUUGGUCCUGGUGAAGGAGAUGCAAAGCCACCUGGUCCUGGUGAAGGAGAUGCAAAACCACCUGGUCUUAGCGACAAAGAUAAGGAAUCCGGGUUGCCGAAUGAACAGUUAGACAGAGACAGUGUCAGGGAUGAUGCUGUGGGCGAAAAUGGCCGGCAUUCGGUAGUUUCAAAGACCAUUCGACUUCUUGGAGAUCUAUCUAAACUAAAGAAAGAACAAAUCCAAAAGCUUAAGGACGAGGAGUUACCACCCAGCGUUAUGGCUCAGCUUCCUGAAGAAGAGAUUGACAUCGAAUUGGUUGAUCAGCUGGGUGAACAAACCAAGACCCCAAAACAGAUGGCAAUCUUACAGAGCAAGCUCCGGAAGAAAAUUCCCUCUACACAAAAGGAAGUGUCCAAGUUGCUGAAAUGGAUGUCUAUCCGAAAACUGAAGAAGGUGAAAGAUGACAUAGUUCGUCAUCUACGUCCAGACAUCUCUACCAUGGACCGGCGACAGGCGAGUAGCUUUUGA
Liolophura sinensis is the source of this 1611-nucleotide messenger RNA. RefSeq names its product neurofilament heavy polypeptide-like. The transcript has 6 exons. Lineage: Eukaryota; Metazoa; Mollusca; Polyplacophora; Chitonida; Chitonidae. The record is from RefSeq and is a predicted model, not a curated record. The coding region runs from base 1 to 1611 and encodes 536 amino acids.